GUCCGUAGCCGCGUAGUAAACAAUGAAUCUCGCAUCUCACAUGCACUAUAAAAUGCGCACUCCUUCCCUUCAUUUUCUGUUACAUCAACCAAACCCGUUCAUUUCUCUUCCUCUGCCACCUUGGCAGAGAGAGAUAGAAACUUUAACGAAAAUAACCAACACCUCUUUCUCCUCCUCCUCCGUAACCGUAACCGUCGCCGUUUGUUUUUCCGGCGAGGUUUCUCUGAUUCGGUUAUCGGAUUGAUGGAUCUGUAUUUACUCGGUUGGAUUUUAAGCUCCGUUUUGAGUCUGUUUGCGUUAUACAGUUUGAUUUACGAUGGGAAGGAGAAGGUGAAUCAGCGUGUGGAUAGCGUGAAAAGUACUGAUGCUGGAGAAAUCAAAUCGGAGAAACUUAACGGUGACGCUGAUGUUAUAAUUGUUGGAGCUGGUGUUGCUGGUGCUGCUUUGGCUCAUACUCUCGGAAAGGAUGGACGUCGAGUGCAUGUUAUUGAAAGAGAUCUGAGUGAGCCUGAUAGAAUUGUUGGAGAAUUGCUACAACCUGGUGGCUAUCUCAAAUUAGUUGAACUCGGGCUUGAAGAUUGUGUCAACAAUAUUGAUGCUCAGAAAGUGUUUGGUUAUGCUCUUUUCAAGGAUGGAAAACAUACUCGUCUCUCUUAUCCCUUGGAAAAGUUUCACUCGGAUGUCUCUGGCAGAAGCUUUCACAAUGGCCGUUUUAUUCAGAGGAUGCGAGAGAAGGCUGCAUCCCUUCCCAAUGUAAAUUUGGAGCAAGGAACAGUCAUUUCCCUACUUGAAGAGAAGGGGACAAUCAAAGGCGUGCAAUACAAGAAUAAAGAUGGUCAGGAAUUGACAGCAUAUGCUCCUCUUACCAUUGUUUGUGAUGGCUGUUUCUCAAACUUGCGUCGAUCUCUUUGCAACCCUAAGGUAGAUAAUCCCUCUUGUUUUGUUGGCUUAGUUUUAGAGAACUGUGAACUUCCAUGUGCGAAUCACGGCCACGUCAUACUUGGAGAUCCUUCGCCAAUUCUUUUCUAUCCUAUAAGUAGUUCAGAGGUUCGUUGUCUGGUUGAUGUACCUGGUCAGAAGGUUCCCUCUAUUUCAAACGGUGAUAUGACAAAGUAUCUAAAGACAACAGUUGCUCCGCAGGUCCCCCCUGAGCUAUAUGACGCAUUCAUAGCUGCAGUGGACAAAGGCAACAUAAGGACAAUGCCGAACAGAAGUAUGCCAGCAGAUCCUCGUCCUACUCCUGGAGCGGUACUGAUGGGAGAUGCAUUCAACAUGCGUCAUCCACUAACAGGGGGAGGAAUGACUGUAGCAUUGUCUGAUAUUGUGGUGUUGAGAAAUCUUCUCAGGCCUAUGCGUGACCUGAAUGAUGCUCCCACACUUUGCAAAUACCUUGAGUCCUUCUAUACGUUGCGUAAGCCUGUGGCAUCCACCAUAAAUACAUUGGCAGGAGCCCUUUACAAGGUUUUUAGUGCAUCCCCUGAUCAAGCAAGGAAGGAAAUGCGCCAAGCUUGCUUUGAUUAUCUAAGUCUUGGAGGCCUAUUCUCGGAAGGACCGAUCUCUUUACUUUCAGGAUUAAACCCUCGACCCUUAAGCUUGGUUCUCCAUUUCUUUGCUGUUGCAGUAUUUGGUGUCGGCCGUUUACUAUUGCCAUUUCCUUCACCUAAGCGGAUGUGGAUCGGAGCUCGAUUACUCUCUGGUGCAUCUGGAAUCAUCUUGCCCAUAAUUAAGGCCGAAGGAAUUCGGCAGAUGUUUUUCCCUGCCAUGGUUCCAGCUUAUUACAGAACUCCCCCAGCUUUACAAGAGUGAGUAACGGCAAAUGCAUUUCGAAAAAAUAAAGUUGCUCUCAAGAUGAGAUAGCUUUAUCAUCCAUCCGUUCUUGAGAAAUUGAGGAAAGGUUGAUGCUAAUCGAUAUGUAUACAUUUUGGCUUAGUGUGCAUUCUUUGUAGUUUGUAACUGGUACAAUCUCAAAAGUGCAUGUAUGUUUUCUCCA
Trifolium pratense (red clover) is the source of this 1990-nucleotide messenger RNA. Its product is annotated as squalene monooxygenase SE1-like. Lineage: Eukaryota; Viridiplantae; Streptophyta; Magnoliopsida; Fabales; Fabaceae. The transcript is spliced from 8 exons. Gene Ontology annotation, biological process: sterol biosynthetic process. The record is from RefSeq and is a predicted model, not a curated record. The coding region runs from base 244 to 1806 and encodes 520 amino acids. Gene Ontology annotation, cellular component: membrane; endoplasmic reticulum. Gene Ontology annotation, molecular function: flavin adenine dinucleotide binding; squalene monooxygenase activity.